Messenger RNA from Drosophila serrata, 4172 nucleotides. RefSeq names its product dynamin associated protein 160 (gene Dap160). The record is from RefSeq and is a predicted model, not a curated record. Gene Ontology annotation, cellular component: plasma membrane; presynaptic membrane; cytoplasm. Gene Ontology annotation, biological process: endosomal transport; clathrin-dependent synaptic vesicle endocytosis. Gene Ontology annotation, molecular function: molecular adaptor activity; protein binding; calcium ion binding. NCBI's taxonomy places the organism in Eukaryota, Metazoa, Arthropoda, Insecta, Diptera, Drosophilidae.
UCGAUAACUUAGAAAGUUCGAAGAACAUCGAUAAGACACCGAUGACUUAUAAAAUGCUAAAAACAUCGGUGCAACGAUGUUUUCAUCGAAGUUUGCGCACCUCUACUAUUGAUUGAAAUAAAAUUUACGCAAAUACAAAAAUUUGUGUUCCAAUGCAAAGUAGACCAUAAAAAUCCAUUGUGAAAAUUUCGUGGGGUGGUUGGGAGCCAAAACGGAUACUCAAUAGGCCAGAGUCGUCGUAGUAGAGAGCGGCAAAGAGAGCGAGCGAAGAAGCGCGGAGCAUGUAUUUGAUGUGUACUCAGCAGCAGCGGCCGAAGAGAGCGCACUAAGCAGGCGAGAAGCAAACACCCACACAGGCAGCAAACGGGCGCCCACUUUCGCACGUACAUACGCAGAGGAUACGAGGAAGAGGCAGAGGACGAGGAGGCGGAGCUUAGCGAAACUAGGAUAACGAUGAACCCGGCUGUGGAUGCGUGGGCGGUGACCCAGCGGGAGCGGGUCAAGUACCAGGAGCAGUUCAAGGCGCUGCAGCCUCAGGCGGGCUUCGUCACCGGAGCCCAGGCCAAGGGAUUCUUUCUGCAGUCCCAGCUGCCGCCGCUAAUCCUGGGUCAGAUAUGGGCCCUGGCGGACACCGACUCCGAUGGCAAGAUGAAUAUCAACGAGUUCAGCAUUGCCUGCAAGCUGAUCAACCUCAAACUGCGCGGCAUGGAGGUGCCCAAGGUACUGCCGCCCAGCCUUCUGGCCUCCCUCAGCGGUGAUGGAGUGAAGACGCCCUCUAUGACUCCACGCGGCUCCACCAGCUCCAUGAGUCCGAUGGAUCCGCUCAAGGGAAUUGUCCCAGCCGUUGCUCCAGUGGUAGCUCCUCCUCCAGUGCUGGCCGCUGCUCCACCCGUUGCAGUAGCAGCUGUUAUUUCGCCUCCGGGUGUCGUGGAAGCCAAGUUGCCGGCUGGUCCCACGCCGCCCUCCAGCAACCCACCAAGCCGCCAUAUGUCCGUCUCGGAGCGAGCGCCCUCCAUCGAAUCUCUGCAAGGAGGCGAUUGGGCCGUUCAAGCUGCAAAGCGGAAAUACACGCAGGUAUUCAAUGCCAAUGAUCGCACACGUUCCGGAUACUUGACCGGUGCCCAGGCUCGAGGAGUUCUAGUCCAGAGCAAGCUGCCCCAGGUGACGCUUGCCCAGAUCUGGACACUGUCUGACAUUGAUGGCGAUGGCCGACUUAGCUGCGAUGAGUUCAUUCUGGCCAUGUUCCUGUGCGAGAAGGCCAUGAGUGGGGAAAAGAUACCGGUGACCCUGCCCCAGGACUGGGUGCCGCCCAACUUGCGCAAGAUCAAGUCGCGGCCGGGCUCAGUUUCCGGGGUGGUGUCACGCCCUGGCUCGCAGCCUGCCUCCCGGCAUGCCUCCGUGUCCUCACAGGGCGGCAUUGCGGGAGCCGCGGAUGCUGAUCCAGCAGCCGGUUUGCCCGGACAAACUUCCUUCGAGGACAAACGAAAGGAGAACUAUGUGAAGGGUCAGGCAGAGCUCGAUCGCAGGCGCAAGGUCAUGGAGGACCAGCAGCGAAAGGAGCGGGAAGAGCGGGAGCGCAAGGAGCGUGAGGAGAUAGAGAAACGCGAGAAGGCACGCCUGGAAGCUGAGCGUAAGCAGCAAGAGGAGCUAGAGCGACAGCUUCAGCGUCAACGUGAAAUUGAGAUGGAGAAGGAGGAACAGCGCAAACGGGAACUGGAAGCCAAGGAGGCGGCCAGAAAGGAACUGGAGAAGCAGCGUCAGCAGGAAUGGGAGCAGGCCAGAAUUGCUGAAAUGAACGCACAGAAGCAAAGGGAACAGGAGCGUGUCCUCAAGCAGAAGGCACACAAUACCCAGCUAAAUGUGGAACUGAGCACACUGAAUGAAAAGAUCAAGGACCUUUCGCAGAAGAUUUGCGACACCCGGGCUGGUGUAACCAAUGUAAAGACCGUCAUCGAUGGCAUGCGCACUCAACGAGACACUUCCAUGACCGAGAUGGCGCAACUAAAGGCUCGCAUCAAGGAGCAGAAUGCCAAGCUGCUGCAGCUUACCCAGGAGCGGGCCAAGUGGGAUGCCAAGAGCAAGGCUAGCAAUGCGGCAAUGGGUGGCGAGAAUGCCCAGCAGGAGCAGCUGAAUGCAGCCUUUGCUCACAAGCAGCUGCUGAUCAAGCAAAUUAAAGACAAAGUGGAGAACAUUGGCAAGGAGAUUGAGUCCAAGAAGGAAGAUAUCAACUCCAACGACAUACAGAUGACUGAGCUGAAGGCAGAACUCUCCGCUCUGCUCAACAAGUGCGAAGAAUUGUACAAGGAGUACGAUGUGGAGCGCACUUCGGUUCUGGAAUUGAAGUACAAUCGCAAGAACGAGUCCAGCACAAGCUCGGCGUGGGACACGGGCACCUCCAGUGGUUGGGGCGAACCAGAAACGGCCGUUGCAGAUCCCUAUGCCGGCCUGAGCAACGACAUUGGCGCUGUAACUGCUCCGGCUGCGGAUCUCAGUGGACCGGCGCCCGAGGGUUUCGUAAAAUAUCGAGCUGUAUAUGAAUUCAAUGCUCGCAACGCUGAGGAAAUCACCUUUGUGCCGGGCGACAUUAUCUUGGUCCCAUUGGAACAGAAUGCCGAGCCCGGAUGGUUGGCUGGCGAAAUUAACGGCCACACUGGCUGGUUCCCCGAAUCCUAUGUGGAGAAGCUGGACGGUGAAGUGUCUACAUCCAUUGCUGCAGCCGUCGAGCCGGAAGUCGUGGCCCAAGUGGCAUCCGUGGUGGCGGACAGCUACAAUGACAAUAUCAAUGCGGUUGCAGAGCCAGCUGCAGAUCUGACUGCCGCCGGUGAUGUGGAGUACUAUAUAGCCGCAUAUCCUUAUGAGUCCGCCGAAGAAGGUGACCUGAGCUUUGGUGCCGGCGAGAUGGUGAUGGUCAUCAAGAAGGAGGGCGAGUGGUGGACGGGCACAAUUGGCAAUCGCACCGGCAUGUUCCCCUCGAACUAUGUCCAAAAAGCGGAUGUGGGCACGGCGAACCCAGCAGCAGCAGCUGCCUCUACAACUGCUGCCUCAGUUGAUGCAUAUGAACAGGAGGCGACGUUGAAUGGCAACGCCGCUUACGCCGCUGCUCCCGUUGAGCAGCAUGAACAGCAGCAGCAGUUCCAGCCGUUGCCCGUUCAGGAACUGAGUGAGCAGCCAGGCUCUGGCUGGCCUGGCGCUGGCGCGGAAGAAGCGCACGAAGACCUCGACACGGAAGUUUCCCAGAUCAAUACACAGUCCAAGACACAAAGCAGCGAGCCGGCCGAGAGCUACAGCCGACCCAUGUCACGCACCUCUUCCAUGACACCCGGUAUGCGGGCCAAGCGUUCGGAGAUUGCCCAAGUUAUUGCUCCAUAUGAGGCCACCAGCACUGAGCAGCUUUCGCUGACGCGUGGCCAACUGAUUAUGAUCCGCAAGAAGACAGACUCUGGCUGGUGGGAGGGUGAGCUGCAGGCCAAGGGUCGAAGACGCCAGAUCGGCUGGUUCCCGGCCACCUACGUGAAGGUGCUGCAGGGCGGUCGCAACAGCGGACGCAACACGCCCGUCUCAGGCAGUCGCAUCGAGAUGACCGAGCAGAUUCUGGACAAGGUUAUUGCUCUCUAUCCGUACAAAGCACAAAACGACGACGAGCUAUCGUUUGACAAGGACGACAUCAUCAGCGUGCUGGGUCGGGACGAGCCGGAGUGGUGGCGCGGCGAGCUGAAUGGCCUGUCCGGCCUAUUUCCCAGCAACUAUGUGGGACCGUUUGUGACGUCCGACGGCUUCCAGCGACAGGAAGAAAAAGAUUCCCAUCCAAGUGUCAAUAUAGUCCCGAGGUUUCAUCAUGAAGAUUCCAAUCCAAGCUUCAGUGAGAGAAAAGGCAAUAGAAUCCAAAGGUUGUGGCACCAGUGGCGGGGUGACCAGACGGAGCCCGGCGAGAACAAACUCCAGGGUAUCAUCCAGGCGGUGCACAUUGGCAAGCGGAGCGAUGGCCAGUUGAUGGGUUGUGCCUAUUUUUGUUUCGAGUGCACCGAGGAGAUGGCACAGUCCAUGCUCCAGGACGAGGACAAUCGUUUGGUGGGCAGGAGUGUCCUUGCCGACUGGCAGUUGCCCAAGAAGCAGCGACACAUGUCCUGCUGCUGGUGAAGAGAUGUGCCGUGUUCCCAAAAAUCCCUCAAAAU